AUGAUUUGGCCAUUGCCUCUGUUGCUGAUAUGGGUGGUCUUUGCGAUGACCGUGUCGUCUGACGCGGACGACGCACAGUCAUGCUCAGCAGAAGCAUUGUCAUCGUACAAUCGCCCCGUCCAUAUAGCAGCCAUAUUCAUUAUUUUUGCCGUCUCCAGCUUUGGCGUACUGAUACCCAUCGCGUCUAAAUUCGUCCCUGCUUUUGGAAUACCACCACGUGUUAUCACAUUCGGCAAAUCUUUCGGCGUUGGCGUUAUCAUUGCCACCGCAUUAAUUCACAUGCUUCAACCCGCGACUGAAAAGCUCGCCUCACCGUGUCUUGGGGAUGUAUGGCAUGAGAAAUAUCCUUCAUUUGCCAUGCUGUUCGCCAUGUGUGCUAUUCUUGCUAUGCAAUUGAUUGAAUACUUGGCAACCACGCAACUCGAGCACCGUUUUGACGGUUUGCAUCAAACUAGCACAUUACGCUCACACCAUGAUCCAACAAACAACGACCCAGUCAUAACCGCCCAUAAUACAAUGAUUCCUGAAACCCCACAACCACCAUAUCAAUGCACGCACGACAUCAUUGACACCCAUCCUGCUGUCGGACACGACGACGAAAAUAUUGACAGUAACAACAACAAUACUAACGACGAGAACGGCCGGCCGCGCUCACAAGUAACCAUGGUGGACGAGUCAGUGGCCAACGAAAACUAUUAUGUUCAUGGUCGGCGGGCAACGAUACAAGACGAAAAAUUAGAGCCAACAUUCACCUCAUGUCCUGCACACGACCGCACUGCGUGGGACUCCACAACCAAGGGCGAAUCCAUGAACGAUACCAAGCGAUGGCUCAGCACGGUCGUACUAGAAUUCGGCAUCUUGACACACUCGGUAAUCAUCGGAAUAACCUUGGGUGUCACUGGACAAGACGAGUUUUCCGGCCUUAUGAUUGCACUAUGCUUCCAUCAAUUUUUUGAAGGAUUUGCUUUGGGCGCACGGAUAGCAGAAGUCAACAUGAUCAAUUGCAAAAGAGCGCUUGGCAUGGCCUUAUUUUUCGCUUGGACGACGCCAGUAGGUGCAGCCAUUGGCGUGGGUAUUUCCUCUUCCUACAACGGCAAUUCUGCCGCUGCAUUAUUGGCACAAGGCAUUUUUGACGCGGUCUCGUCUGGUAUCUUGAUCUAUGUGGGAUUGGUCAACUUGUUGGCAAGCGAAAUGAUUUUUGAUGAUCGGUUUAAAAAGAUGCGUCGAUCUACCAAAGUGGGGUCUUUUCUUUCCAUGUAUGCUGGUGCAGCUGUCAUGGCUGUCAUUGGCAUUUGGGUAUAA
Molecule: messenger RNA, 1302 nt
Organism: Zychaea mexicana
Lineage: Eukaryota; Fungi; Mucoromycota; Mucoromycetes; Mucorales; Lichtheimiaceae
Product: Zinc/iron permease
Exons: 3
Coding region: 1-1302 (433 amino acids)
Biological process (GO): zinc ion transmembrane transport
Cellular component (GO): plasma membrane
Molecular function (GO): zinc ion transmembrane transporter activity
Source: RefSeq, a predicted model, not a curated record